Molecule: messenger RNA, 1422 nt
Organism: Peronospora belbahrii
Lineage: Eukaryota; Oomycota; Peronosporomycetes; Peronosporales; Peronosporaceae
Source: the annotation of a GenBank genome assembly
AUGCCCGUGUGUUCAUUAUGCAGUGCACAUACAGUCAGUGGACGUUUCUGUUGUGAAUGUGGUACACCUUUUUUCAUUAAAGAGAUACCACAAAUUGCAUUACAAGAUGAGCAGAAACAAAAAGCACAAACACAAGCACAAAUUCCACCGCGAUUUCGAGAAGAAGAAGAUGACAUAAUAUCGUUGGAAGAACAGGAACAGAAAGUUCUUUUGUACCAAUCAGAACAAGGAAUGGUGAAUUAUUUACCACCAGCAAUUCCGGUUAUUUAUGUGGAUGGUAAAGGUCCUGCUACAACAACAGAUAAUAACAAUAAUAAUAGCUAUCGAGAGAUAAAAUCUGGAUUUUUAAAAGGACGAUAUUCAGAUUAUCCAAAUUGUGAUACAUGUGGAUUAGCUUUUGAUCUUACAAAACGUCGACAUCAAUGUCGUACAUGUGGUCGUUAUAUCUGCAGUGAUUGCUCGCCAUUACUGCUUUUGAUUCCAGAAGGAGAUCAAAUUCAAGAUGCGAAGGGUUAUGAUCCAUCUAUUCCACAACGUACAUGUUUACAUUGUGCACCUCAAUUGCGUCCACUGCAGAAUAAUCUAGUGGCACAAUAUGCUAAGGCUAAUGCUGAAACGGCACCACAUGAAGCUAAAUCGAGACUACACGUACCAUUUUCACCUUCAUUGGAAAAAGAGUGCAUGAAUGCAGCAGAUAUUAUAGGUAAUUUCUUUCGAAAUGAUUCUGGGACAUCAGGAGAUCGAGCGAUUCCGAUUGCAAUGCUUGAAAAGGCACACGGUUUGGCCAUUAUGACGAUUGUUAAGGCUGGGUUUCUGCUAGUUGGCAAGGUUGGCACAGGCAUUGUAUUGUCACGGUUGUCGGAUGGAUCGUGGUCUGCACCUUCAGCUAUUGGCACGAUAGGACUUGGUGGCGGUUUCCAGAUUGGUGGAGAGAUUGUAGAAGUCAUGAUCAUUUUAGGCUCUCCUGCAGCCGUUGAGGUAUUUUAUUCACCGCAGGUGAACUUAGGCGCAGGCCUGGACAUUGCUGUCGGCCCGUAUGGACGAUCGGCUGCUGCUGCCGCCGCGAUCAGCAGCUCGGGGCUCAAUAGCAACUACAGCUACUCGAUUAGUAAGGGUUUAUACGCUGGAAUUUCACUCCAAGGCUCGGUGAUUGCAGCGCGCAAUGACCUGAACCGCAAGUUCUACGGACAGGAUCUGGAACCAAGUGCGCUGCUGAGCGGGGCAGUUGGUCAGCCUGCGGCUGCAAGGCCGCUGUAUGAGGCACUGAAUAGCGCCACGCACGGCAUUCAGGAGCAUAAAGAUAUCCUUGCUGAGAGAUCUCGUAUGAUGGGGACGUGUCGUGCUUGUAGUUGUCAGGUCUUCAUGGCUCACCCUCAUCAGGUUUGGAACAAGAAGUGCAAGACGUGCAGUCAUAUUCAUUAG